AUGCGAGAAAAAGAAAGCAGCUGCGCCGUUUUUGUACCACCUAGUACCUGACCUCUUCAAAAAGAAUCCGUCACGUAUUAAUGUUCGUUAUGCUGAUUAUUUGUUGGUGAAAACACUUGUGAGAGCUUAGGUACAAGGUGAUCAUUCAAAUGAUGCUAAUGUUAUAUCUGAUGACAAUUUUGUAAUGAUGGAAUCAAGGAGCGAAAACCCAGAUGAACAGAAGCAGCAGCUGCAAACAGCGAUGAAAGCUGUCGGGCUUGCGAUUCAACUUGAUACCAGCGGCAGCGUUCCGGAUGCAUAUCUCCACUAUCUGAGCUGUAUGCAGUACAUUUCACAAGCUCUCCUACAGGAUGCCAGAGUGAAAGUUUCUCAAGCAGCAACGGUAAACCUGAAGACAACAGAAUCAAUGAAGAUGGUGAAGCUUGCCCAGCGAUGCAGUGAGCGUGUUGUCGAUAUCCUUAAUAACAUGGAUGAGGCAUCAACUCCAACAAAUAUGCCUGUUCUACCCACCCAACAGACAACGACCUAUUCUCCUUCUCCACCACCUUCACUGAUAUCAUCAUCAUCAUCAUUAUCGUCAUCGCUUUCGUCGUCAGUUCCAGCAGGUCGCAUCUCUCCAUCUAUGUUUCCAGCAGUCCCCUCCACCUUGUCGAAUGCUGCACCCACCCAUGUUGCAGUGGUACGACCCACUGUUCAGCAGCCUACUCACCAGAGGAAGACCGUUCCAAGUGCAUCCCCAAGCCAACAGAGUAAUGAGGCUCUUGGACCAUUAGAGAAGGCCUACAGAGAGAACAGGAAACUGAUGGCUGCCUAUAGGAGCAGAUUGAACAAGAUGCACACUACUAGCAAGAAUAAGAGCCUUGUGAACCUGACAUUUCAGCGAAGGCUGAUGGAGAACAUGGCCAUUGCCAAAGCCCGGGAAGCAAGUCUUGCUAAAAAGAUCAAAGAACGUCAACAGCGUCUUCAGGAACAGGCAGCCCAGAGAUUCUCCUCUAGCGGCCAGCCAACCAAGGAAGAGAUGGAACUCAGAACAGUCUAUGCCAACAUACUGGAAUACGAGAAUGUGAAGACAUGGCUUCAGGAAUGGCGCAAACGGCUGCAGGAAUCGCCCGGCGACCUUGGACUAAUCCGUGACCUGCUCACCGACAUCCUGUCUUGUGACCAACACCCUCUAAGCCAGCUCCUCAAGCGUUAUCAGAUCACCAUCUAUCACAAGAUCAUGCCCCUCAUACAGAAGGAAUUGCCCUCUAUAGAGGAGAUUGUGGUUCCGUACAGGGACGUCCAACCACUGAAACUGCAAGAACCCAGAGCUGUACCAGAGGAUGGUUUCACCACACCAGACGCUCUUGAUCAGAGCAUGGAAGACACAUUAGCCCAACGCCUUCAUGCCCUUCGUGAAAACAGUACCUCGAGUGUGGAGAGUGACUCCACUGAGCCUCGACCAUCAAGCCAGGCCAGUAGCAUGCUCUUUGCUCUCAGUGAUGUGAGUGAUGACAUCAUGGAAGAACUGAUGUCUGAUGAUGAGGAGGAGGUGGAUGCUCUAGAGAAACUGAGCAUCCGGGAAAAGAACAUCCAUCGGCAGCACGGAGGAUGUCACCAGAGAACAGUGGGUGAAAAGGAUGUUGGUGAUGAUGAUGAGGAGGGAUGUGAAGAGAAUGGUCACCUGGAUGACAGUGGCAUUCAGAAUGGUGACGAGUCCUCCAGCACAGAUGAAGCUGCUCCAUCGACAAACAUCCAGGAUGAGGAUCUGGAGAGUACUUCCGAUGGAGCAAAUGUUGCAGGAGAUGCUGCUCCAGAGGUAGACCAGAUGAGAGAGAUCACGGAUGAAAUCAGGAACGAUAUUGAACAAGCCUUGGAAGAUGGUGAAAGGCUAUGCAAGGAAUUAGAGGGAGAAACUGCGGGCAAAGUUGAGGAUGAUGAGGAUGGUAUCAGCAAUGCAGUUGCCAUGACAACUGGUGAUUCCAUGACUGAUAAAGACAGAGAAAAUACAGGUGAUGGUAGGACUUCUGCAGCUGCUGCAGGUGAGCAGCAUUCUAAAUAUGAUAAUAGAGAAGGGAUCAAUGGUCACUCUCACCCUGAUACUGAUGAAAGAACUAAAGUUGAAUCAGGAGAUGAGAGAACUAUUAACUCUGAAGGAAAUCGGCCAGACAUGCAACCAUCUAACAACCCCCCAACACAACUAGACAGCUCAAGAGGGGGUGUGGCAAGUGACGGUGAAUCAACAGAUGCAGGAAGAACGGUCGGUGAAAGAGAGAGUGAUGAAGGAAAGGGGAAAGAAGAUAGGGAGGAAAGUAUAGCAGAGAUGAGGUCUCAAGCUUUGAGUAGACAUCUCAAAUGCAUCACCAAGGAUGUUCUUAUGUUUACAGAGCGCCUUCAGUCCUUACUGGUAGCUGUGUAUGAACAACUCAACAGUACUGCAGCUAAGGAGCAAUGUAUCUCUGUCAUUGAAGAUUUCCUUUUCAAGGACAUCUGGCAACCUCUCCUCAUGCUCUUCAGACGUUACAACUACAAGAAAGAGGGAUGCGCCGCCAUCGCCAUGACGAUGUACCAGCAUGCAUUGCCUCAGCACAUUGGAGUCGUAGAAAAAUUCUGUCUGCUUAAAGAGGGCGCUGUUCAGGAUGGCAGCGAAGCAUCAAGCAGUGACUACCCUUACCGGGCCGCUGUAGAAGAGCUGCAAAAGCUACAGAGAUAUACAUGUCCACUUCAGAAAAUCGAGUGUGUAGUGCGAGUAUCCAGGAUUGUGAUUGAAUGUGUUGGAGAUUACUAUGAGAGUCAAGGCAAGCCAAGACAGAGCCCAGAGACUACGGUUGGUUGUGAUGAUUUGCUGCCUAUCCUAAGUUAUGUCAUCAUGCGAUCAUCCCUUCCUCAGAUUGUCUCCGAGUGUAAUGCCAUGGAAGAAUUCAUCCACGAAGGAUAUUUAUUUGGUGAAGAAGGUUACUGCUUAACAACCUGCCAAACAGCACUCAGCUACGUCCUUAAACUUGGCAGUGCCGAUGAGCUGUCAAAAUCGUAAUACACAUAUUAAAGUUGACAUUAGAUAUUACAUCAAUUUUUUCUUCAACAUCUUUCACUGUCAACCAGCCACUAUUUUGUAAAACUUGGACAUGUAGGUAAACAAGUAUCACUGAUCAUCGAUCCUUUUGACCGUCGGAGUUCAGAAAAGUUACCACAGGGAUAACUGGCUUGUGGCAGCAAAGCGUUCAUACCGAUGUUGCUUUUUGAUCCUUUGAUGUCGGCUCUUCCUAUCAUUGUGAAGCAGAAUUCACCUACUUAAUUUUUGGCCACAAAUUCAAACUCAAGUGUCAUGUUGGAUCAUUUAAUCUUAAAAAAGUUUGCAGCAUCAACAUCAACAAUUUUUCAUCAACAUCUUUUACUGCCAAACAGCAGCUUUUUGUGUAAAAUUUUGACAUAUUUCUCAUUGAAAAUCCGUAAUGAAUUUCUGUUCACAAAAUCAGGCUCAAGUGUCAUGUCAGGACCUUAAACUAAAACAAGAUUACAGCAUCAAUAAAUUUUCCUCACCAUCUUUUACUACCAACCUGCCACUAUUUGAUAAAACUUGGACAUAAAGGCAAACGAGUAUCAUUGAUCAUAUGACAUGAAUUUCUGGCCACAAAGUCAAACUCAGGUGUCAUGUCGGGUCAUUGAAUCUUGAAAAAGUUUGCAGCAUCAACAUCAGAAAUUUUGCAUCGACAUCUUUUACUGCCAAACAGCAGCUUUUUGUGUAAAAUUUUGACAUAUUUCUCAUUGAAAAUCCGUAAUGAAUUUCUGUUCACAAAUUCAGGCUCUAGUGUCAUGUCAGGUCAUGAAAGUUAAACAAGUUUGCAGCAUCAGAAAUUUUACCUCACCAUCUUUUACUGCCAACUGGCCACUAUUUGAUAAAACUUGGACAUAAAGGCAAUCAAGUAUCAUUGAUUAUAUGACAUGAGUUUCUGGCCACAAAUUCAAACUGAUGUGUCAUGUUGGGUCAUUGAAUCUUAAAAAAGUUUGCAGCAUCAACAUCAGAAAUUUUUCAUUGACAUCUUUUGCUGCCAAACAGCCCCUUUUUGUGUAAAAUUUUGACAUAAAGGUAAACAAGUCUCAUUGAUAAUCUGUAAUGAAUUUCUGUUCACCAAAUCAGACUCCAGUGUCAUGUCAGGUCAGGAGAAGGUUGCUGAAUCAGCAUCAGAAUUUUUACAUCAUCAUCUUUUACUGCCAACCUGCCACUAUUUGAUAAAACUUGGACAUAAAGGCAAUCGAGUAUCAUUGAUCAUAUGACAUGAAUUUCUGGCCACAAAUUCAAACUCAAGUGUCAUGUUGGGUCAUUGAAUCUUAAAAAAGUUUGCAGCAUCAACAUCUUUUGCUGCCAAACAGCAGCUUUUUGUGUAAAAGUUUGACAUAUUUCUCAUUGAAAAUCCGUAAUGAAUUUCUGUUCACAAAAUCUGUCAAGUGUCAUGUCAGGACCUCAAACUAAAACAAGAUUGCAGCAUCAGAAAUUUUACCUCACUAUCUUUUACUGCCAACUGGCCACUAUUUGAUAAAACUUGGACAUAAAGGCAAUCAAGUUUCAUUGAUCAUAUGACAUGAAUUUCUGGCCACAAAUUCAAUCUCAUGUGUCAUGUUGGGUCAUUGAAUCUUAAAAAAGUUUGCAGCAUCAACAUCAGAAAUUUUUCAUCAACAUCUUUUGCUGCCAAACAGCAGCUUUUUGUGUAAAUUUUUGACAUAUUUCUCAUUGAAAAUCCGUAAUGAAUUUCUGUUCACAAAAUCUGUCAAGUGUCAUGUCAGGACCUCAAACUAAAACAAGAUUACAGCUUCAGAAAUUUUACAUCACCAUCUUUUACUGCCAACUGGCCACUAUUCGAUAAAACUUGGACAUAAAGGCAAUCAAGUAUCAUUGAUCGUAUGACAUGAAUUUCUGGCCACAAAUUCAAACUCGGGUGUCAUGUCGGGGGUCAUUGAAUCUUAAAAAAGUUUGCAGCAUCAGCAUCAGGAAUUUUUCAUCAACAUCUUUUACUGCCAAACAGCCCCUUUUGUGUAAAAUUUUGACAUAAAGGUAAACAAGUCUCAUUGAUAAUCUGUAAUGAUCUUCUGUUCAUCAAAUCAGACUCCAGUGUCAUGUCAGGUCAUCAGAAGGUUGUUGAAUCAGCAUCAGAAGUUUUACAUCACCAUCUUUUACUGCCAACCAGCUACUGUUUAAUAAAACUUGGACAUAAAGGCAAUCAACUAUCAUUGAUCAUAUGACAUGAAUUUUUUGGUCACAAAGUCAAGCUCAAGUGUCAUGUCAGGUCAUGAAAGUUAAACAAGGUUGCGGCAUCAGAAAUUUUACAUCAACUUCUUUUACUGCCAAAAAGCAGCAUUUUGUGUAAAAUUUUGAUACAAAGGUAAACAAGAGUCUCCUUGAUAAUCCGUAAUGAAUUACUGUUCUCAAAAUCAAGCUCAAGUGUCAUGUCAGGUCAUGAAAGUUAAACUAGGUGUCGGCAUCAGCAUCCAAAAUUUUACAUCAAAGGUCAAGAUUAAGUGUGACCAAUCAUGUGCUUAGAAUUUUAGAUGGCAUGUAACAAUGGCACUGGGUAGUCUCUGUACCAAGUCUGUAGGAAUUUCCAUAAUUCAGUAGUCAAUCGGUUUACCCCAUGUCCUGCUGUGUUUAAGUAAUACGUGUUGUUUC
Messenger RNA from Lytechinus pictus (painted urchin), 5641 nucleotides. Its product is annotated as VPS9 domain-containing protein 1-like. The record is from RefSeq and is a predicted model, not a curated record. The coding region runs from base 185 to 3013 and encodes 942 amino acids. Gene Ontology annotation, molecular function: small GTPase binding; guanyl-nucleotide exchange factor activity. Lineage: Eukaryota; Metazoa; Echinodermata; Echinoidea; Temnopleuroida; Toxopneustidae. Gene Ontology annotation, biological process: vesicle-mediated transport. Gene Ontology annotation, cellular component: endocytic vesicle; cytosol. The transcript has 14 exons.